AUGGCCGACUCUGGUGAUGUGAGCUACCCCAACACGGGCAGCCCUGUUGUCGAUAGCGUCAAGUCUGAAGCUUCCAAGACCAGCGGAGAGCUCCGCGACCUGAAGAACUCACGUGUUACUCCUUCGACCACCACCGAAAAUGGACAACCCUUGACCCACUACCACUCCCUCCUCUAUAGCCUCCUGAGCUGGGAGCAGCCCCGCGCGACCGCGGUGUCUUAUGCCAGUGUUGUCGGAUUCAUCUUCGCCGCCCGCUAUCUGCCCCUCCUUCGCUGGGCCUUCAAGUUCCUGUACAUGUCGUUGGGAUUGACCGCUGCUGUCGAGAUUGCCGGCCACCUGAUCCUCAAGCAAGGCAUUGCUAGCUCUUUCCGCCCCCGUCGUUACUACACCAUCCCUAAGGAAACCCACGAGGCCGUCCUUGAAGACCUCUCUCAGCUGCUUGACUUCUUCCUGAUCGAGUUCCAGCGAAUUCUGUUUGCCGAAAAUGUCGUUCACACUGUUGCUGCCUUUACUGCCGCCUUCACCGGCUACUGGAUGAUCCGCUUCGUUCCCCUCUGGGGACUCGCCGUGAUCUCCGUCACUAUUGCCUACUUCGGUCCUCUGGUCUACAUCAGCAACCGCGAGAUCAUCGAUGAGCAGAUCGAUAACCUCCAGGCCAUCAUCAGCUCUCAGACCAACCAGCUGAAGGAUCUCGCUGGCGAGCGGACCUCUCACGCGACUGGCCUGAUGAAGCAAUAUGUCGGUGACUACAGCUCCAAGGCCCAGGAAUACAUUGGCCGCCGGUCUGCUUCGCCUGAGAUGUCCAAGACCAAGCUGGUUUCGCCCAUCGUGAAGGGCGACGCAAACCCUGAGCCCGUAAUCAAGACCGAGGACUUCCCCGAGGCCCCCAAGGUUGAGCCCGCGUCGGAGCCCGUCUCUCAGCCCGUCGAGUCGGUUGAGCAGGAGCGUGAGCCUCUCCUGGCGGCUUAG
Messenger RNA from Penicillium argentinense, 969 nucleotides. RefSeq lists its product as uncharacterized. The record is from RefSeq and is a predicted model, not a curated record. The transcript has 6 exons. Bases 1 to 969 code for a protein of 322 amino acids. NCBI's taxonomy places the organism in Eukaryota, Fungi, Ascomycota, Eurotiomycetes, Eurotiales, Aspergillaceae.